Messenger RNA from Oryza brachyantha (malo sina), 3016 nucleotides. Its product is annotated as protein JOKA2. Gene Ontology annotation, molecular function: protein binding; zinc ion binding. The record is from RefSeq and is a predicted model, not a curated record. The transcript is spliced from 7 exons. The coding region runs from base 41 to 2683 and encodes 880 amino acids. NCBI's taxonomy places the organism in Eukaryota, Viridiplantae, Streptophyta, Magnoliopsida, Poales, Poaceae.
AAAUCGUUAGAAGGGAGGCUCGUCACCAUCGCCGGCCGCGAUGGACUCCUCCUCCUCCUCCCUCUCGCCACGACCUGUUCGUCCUCGGUAUCUGGUCGCUCCGCCGCCGGGGCGGGGCAGCAGUGUCCAGGGCGGUCGGUCCCCGCCGCGGGGUCAUUCGGUCGGGAUGCCUCGCCGGGACGCGCCGCCGGCGGAGCAGCCCGAAGCUGGGUGGGAUCUCGUCGUGAAGGUAAAAUUUGGUGGCACUCUUAAGCGUUUCAAUGCUUGUGUGAAUGGUCCACACUUUGAUCAUAAUCUGGCUGCCCUUCGCUCAAAAAUUGCAAGUGAUUUUAAGUUCAGUCCUGAUACUGAGUUUGCACUCACCUAUACUGAUGAGGAUGGGGAUAUUGUCAUGUUGGAGGAUGAUAGUGAUUUAUGUGAUGCUGUCAUUAGUCAGAAACUAAAUCCUCUUAGGAUUAAUGUCGAGUUGAAGAGCAGCAGUGCUGGGUUACCUCAGACAAAACAACAGGUAUUGGAUUCCAUAUCUCAACUGUCCACUGCUCUGGAAGAUCAAUUGGGUCAUGCGAAAACAGCUAUUGAUGAAGCUUUAAAAUUUGUACCAGAACAAGUCCCCAUUGUCCUUGCAAAACUAUCUCAUGACCUGCGUUCUAAAGCUGCCUCAUCAGCACCAUCAUUGGCUGAUUUGCUGGACCGGCUUGCUAAACUGAUUGCACCAAAGAGCAACAUGCAGCCUUCCAGUGGCAAAUCUUCCAGUCCCAAAGCUGAUAAUUCAUCUAGCUCCUCUAGUGGUAGGGAACAAACCAUGGGAAACUCUGGGCUUAUGGCCAUUUCAGCUUCAAAACCACUGGAUAUGCAGAACUCUGGAUCAACUAAAUCACUUGGUCUUAAGGGUGUGCUUAUUGACGACAUCAAAACUCAAGCUGAACCAGGAUACCCUUCUUUUGUGGAUUCCUUUUCAGGCUGGACGAAAGUUGAUGACAUCAAAGCUCAAGCUGUACCACAUGUUGCUACCAUUGGUCAUAUUGCACCUACUGCUCAUUCUGCUUGUGCUUCAAAUUUACCUGAGGGGUUAAGAGAUGAUCCAUUUGGUCCUAAUAGUAAGAUUACUGGUGAUUUGAACUUGCCAUACCUUCCUCCUCCACCACUGCUUUCCCGUUGCCCAGUUCAGUCCCCCAGAGCUUGUUGUUGUCCUUCAUGCGCCUUUAAAAGUGGCAUACCUAAACCAGAUAAUCUCUCAUCAGUCUGUCCUUGUGGAUUUUAUUCUGAAGGCACCAGCUCUAUUAGGAAUCCAUGCAGGGAUCUCAUUGAUAAGGAUAAGAGCAUGGCACAGCACACACUGCAUAGAUGGAUACAAUGCGAUGUCUGUGGGGUGACACCUAUUGCUGGUCCUCGCUACAAGUCAAAUAUUAAAGAUGAUUACGAUUUGUGCAACGUGUGUUUUUCUCGAAUGGGCAAUGUGAAUGAAUAUACCCGAAUAGACAAACCAUCUUUAGAAAGCAGAAGAUUUAGAGACAUCAAUCAGAACCAGAUGCUCCUUCCACAUCUUCAACAGCGACAUGAUUGCCGCUUCAUUAAGGAUGUUACUGUCCCUGAUGGAACGGAAAUGGCACCAUCAACCCCAUUUAUGAAGAUUUGGCGCAUGCAUAACAAUGGAUCUUCUAUGUGGCCAUAUGGGACAUGUCUUAUCUGGGUUGGCGGAGAUCAAUUUGCACGCCACAGUUCAGUUAAAUUAGGGAUUUCAGUGGAUGGUUUUCCUAUUGAUCAAGAGAUCGAUGUUGGCGUUGAUUUUGUCACACCUACAAAGCCUGGUAGGUACAUAUCAUACUGGAGAUUGGCAUCGCCCGCUGGCCAGAUGUUUGGUCAGCGAGUCUGGGUUAUUAUUCAGGUGGAGCACCCUGUUCCAAACAGUAGCAACAAGCAGACUGCUGCUGUAAAUUUGAACCUGCCCCCAGAAGGAAGCAACACAGAAUGGAAGACCAUUGUCGAUAUGAAUGUUGAGCCCACAGAUCUCGUGGGUUAUUACUUUGGAAGCGCAGCUAAUCAUUUUGCACGUUCAUUAUUGCAUGAAGCCACUAAACGGGUAGAGUCUGAGCAUGUUUCUAGUGCUGUGCCUUCUGUACCUACAGCAUUUGAACCAGUGCAAGUUCCAGCCACUGACCUUCCAACUUCAUAUGCUGGAGCUGAAAAGGCUUCAAUUCCUACUGGUGUGCCUGCACCUGAAGUCAUUCCUCUUCCAACUUCAUCUGCUGGAGCUGAUAAUGUUUCGAUCCCUACUGGUCUGCCCGCACCUGAUGUCAUCCCUCUCCCAAAACCUGUUAGUGUUCCUUCUUCUGCAACAGAAGCUGCUUCUGCUCCUGUUAGUGUGACUACCGCUGCACCUGUGCCUGGUGAUGUUGCUCCUAUUAGUGAGCCUACUGCACCUGCUAUUGCUAUUAGCAUGCCCUCUGUAUCUACUGGUGCAAAUACUCGCCUGCCUACCGAUACGUCGCCUGGUGCAGUCAUCACUAGCUUGGAGGACAACAUGCUGAGAGAGCUGGAGGAGAUGGGCUUCAAGAAGGCUGACCUGAACAAGGAAAUACUAAGGCGUAACGAGUACAACAUGGAGCAGUCCGUUGAUGAACUGUGCAGCAUCCUCGAAUGGGAUGUCCUCCACGAGGAGCUGCAUGAACUGGGCAUCCGAUGAAGCGGAGAUAAACAAGGCGCUCACCAUGGGCAGCGAGGAAGGAUGUGGCGGUGUAUAUGUUGUCCCGGAAGGCCAGUGAUGACCUCGUGGCUCAGAUAUUGAACACCUUGCCGUGCCCUACUAAGAUAUAUAGAUAAAAGUAGCAUACAUAGCUAAGUAAAACAGACGCGCAUAGCGCGUACUGCCGUGCUACCCCUACUCGCCAGCAAACCUUAGUCUGGUGUAGUGCUAGUGGUGGUGUUUUUGAGACGUACUGUUCUGUGAUCGAAAUGAGUACCGUACCUAUUACUAUAAGUUGUGUUUUAACUUAAUCUGUCGAUAUUGUGUUCCUAA